Galleria mellonella (greater wax moth) is the source of this 2281-nucleotide messenger RNA. Its product is annotated as zeta-sarcoglycan-like. The transcript has 7 exons. The record is from RefSeq and is a predicted model, not a curated record. Gene Ontology annotation, biological process: cardiac muscle tissue development; heart contraction. The coding region runs from base 1086 to 2096 and encodes 336 amino acids. Lineage: Eukaryota; Metazoa; Arthropoda; Insecta; Lepidoptera; Pyralidae. Gene Ontology annotation, cellular component: sarcolemma; sarcoglycan complex.
UAGUCUGUAAUUGGAUUUUGAAAGCAUCGAAAGCAUCAAUUAGAUAUCUUCUUUAUUUCUCAUAAAUAUAAGUUUUUACUUCAUUCAGUCUACAAAUAUGUAAAAAAUAGAAUUAAUUUAUUAUAAUUACUUUAACAGAAAUAUGUAGGUAUAACAUAAUUUUAAAAUGGAUAGGAGUGUAUAUAAAUCAUAGUGUAAUCGUAGCGCUACGCAGAGUUGUAGCGUCGGCAGAGUUGGCAAGCAGAACGACUCCCGGCCGGCGCGGCAAGGCGCGGCGGUGCGCCCGCCGUUCGAGCGAUCCUAGCAUAUUUGCCGUUUCGCCGACAUUCCCCAGUUAAUUAAAGCCCAUUUGUACACUGUCUUACGAAAUAUAAUUUAUGAAAUGAGAAAAUGUUUCAACGUUUGCAAAAUAUUUGACUGAAAUAAUUUAGCCAGUGAUUUGUGUACACAUUUGCUUUUUGUUUAAUUGGAGUGAUUGGCAGAGUGAUUGUAAUUAAUGUUUUUUGUUAGUAAGAAGAGGGGUAAAAGAUUAAAUAUAUUUAUAAGACUAUAUGUAUUUUAUAAGCUUAUCGCUAUUAAUAAACAACUGACACAACUCCACCUCCAUGUCGAUUUCAAAUAAGCCCGCCUCAAUCUUAAGCUCCGCCUACCAUUCGAGAUCUAAGAUUAAAAAUCAAGACUGAAUGUAUACUUAAAGGGCAGCGAUACAAUCGAAAUGAAUAUCGUUAACCGUUCUGAAACUAAUGAACACUAACGGGGUUUAUAUCUCUGAGAACAGUGCUUAUCUAAUAGGACAAUGUUAACAAACAAAAUCAACAGAGCGAGGGAAACUUUCGUGAAGCUAAGAAGUCGAAACUGUGUAUACAAUGUCCGGAAAACAGUGAGCACUAACAAGCCGGCCAUCCGAACUUGUUAAACGUAGCGAGCAGAUAACCGACGAAUAAUUCUGGCGGUUGGUCAGCUCCCAAACAGACAGUUGCGAAGUGUGGCUUCGUUGUGGAUGGGAGAAGCUGAGAACGACUAACACUCUCGUGGUUAUGCAUGGAAACUUCUAACUCUACUGUAAAAGUGUCUCAAUAGCUACGAUGGAAUCGCAGUCCUUAGGCCGCACCCGACAAACUCCUACGGCGAGAAAUCAUAUCGUCUACACUGACCACAAAGGACGAAAGAUACCUUAUGCGGACAAGAUCACCCCGGAGCCAAUCCUGAACAACAAUGCGGGGCGGGACACAAAGGCCGACUCGAUCAGGAACAGUUAUAAUAGCCAAUUCAAAGUUGGCAUCUACGGAUGGCGGAAGAAAUGCCUUUACAUUCUUGUCAUGGCACUCAUGUUUAUGAUGAUUAUUAAUCUUGCACUCACGUUAUGGGUUCUUAAAGUUUUGGAUUUUAAUUCGGAGGGCAUGGGCCAGCUACGCAUAGUACCUGGGGGCUUGCAACUUUUGGGGCAGGCUCUAGUACUUGAUUCAUUGUUCACUUCAAGCAUCAAGUCGCGUCGAGGACAGCCCAUCUCCAUAGAGUCAUCUCGUAACUUUACCGUCUCCACACGAGAUCCUCAUGGAUUAUUGCAGAGUAGAUUAUAUUUAAGUCAUGAUCGCUUGGAAGUAAACGUAGCGAGGCUGGAGGUGCGUGACUCCCGGGGCGCGUUACUAUUAGGUGCGGGACAGGACUCGGUCACUGUCGGGGCUGACUCCCUGACCGUCGCCAGUCCUGCGGGUGUGACGCUACACACAGCUGCGCAAACGCCACUAGUGCGGGCGCCACCAUCAAAGCAAUUAAUCCUAGAAUCUCCAACACGAUCAUUGGAGAUGCACGCGGCACAGAACAUAGCGUUAGAAUCUCGUGCUGGGGACAUUAGUGCCAGCUGCCUCACCACAUUUCAUCUAAAAUCUGUCGCUGGAUCAAUACAUCUGGAUGCUCCGAGCAUAUACAUGCCGAAAUUGAAGUCAGCACUGCCAUUGCCAGCCUCGGCCCCACAUGCCCAUGAUUCGCAUCAUCAAAACAUUUACCAGUUGUGCGCGUGUGCUAAUGGCAAACUGUUCUUAGCGCCACCGCACGGCGCUUGCGGCGCUAGAGAGGAAAGCCUUAUUUGUCGAUGAUGUUUCGUACUGUGAUCUAUGGGCUUAAUAAUUUUAGUCAAUUUUCAUGUUAUUUUUUUAAAUAUAUCUGGUUAGAAUGUAUGAAAUGUGUUCUAAAUUGUCUGCGUAUUUAUAUUACUUAAUAUAGGCAUUUUUAUUUUAUUUGGAAUGUUCAUGUUUUCUUUAUUUUGAAUACUUUCUAACAG